Messenger RNA from Amborella trichopoda, 1694 nucleotides. RefSeq names its product purple acid phosphatase 18 (gene PAP18). Lineage: Eukaryota; Viridiplantae; Streptophyta; Magnoliopsida; Amborellales; Amborellaceae. Gene Ontology annotation, molecular function: acid phosphatase activity; metal ion binding. The record is from RefSeq and is a predicted model, not a curated record.
UCAUCAGGGGAUUAAAGAGUGAGAGUCCACGAGAUUAUUACUGUGAGCAUCUCUGUUAGAGAGAGAGAGAGAGAGAGAGAGAGAAUGGGGUUGGUUCUGAAACUGUUGAUGCUACUGGUGAUGGUGAGUGAAUUAUCAUCCGCCAUGGCGGACUAUGUACGGCCGCCUGCUCGUGAGAUGCUCCAAUUUCCAUGGCAACACAGGCAGUCCUCUUCUUAUCCCCAACAGGUUCACAUUUCACUAGCAGGGGAUAAACACAUGAGGGUUACAUGGGUCACAGAUGAUGAUUCCUCUACUUCAGUUGUUGACUAUGGGACAUCUCCAGGAAGAUACACACAAUCUGCCCAAGGUGAAAGCACAUCCUAUAGCUAUAUGUUUUACAGUUCGGGCGAGAUACACCAUGUUGUGAUUGGACCCCUUGAGCCCAGUUCAUAUUACUACUAUCAAUGUGGUGGAGAAGGACCAGAGUUUUCGUUCAAGACUCCACCGUCUCAACUCCCAAUAACUUUUGCUGUUGUGGGUGAUCUUGGGCAGACGGGUUGGACAUCAUCGACUCUAGACCACAUUGAUAAAUGUGAAUAUGAUGUUCAUUUGCUUCCUGGAGAUCUUUCAUAUGCAGAUUAUAGGCAACAUUUGUGGGACUCUUUUGGUGAGCUUGUGCAGCCUCUUGCUAGUGCAAGGCCGUGGAUGGUGACUGAAGGAAACCAUGAAAAAGAAAGCAUUCCAUUCUUUAAGGCUGGUUUUGAUGCUUAUAAUGCUAGGUGGAAGAUGCCCUUUGAGGAGAGUGGUUCAGGUUCGAAUCUGUAUUAUUCUUUUGAGGUCGCAGGGGUGCAUCUCCUGAUGCUAGGGUCAUACACAGAUUAUGAUAAGUAUUCAGAUCAAUAUAAGUGGCUCAAGGCUGAUCUCGCAAAGGUAGACCGAAAAAGGACACCUUGGCUUAUUGCCUUGUUUCAUGUGCCUUGGUAUAACAGUAACUGGGCACACCAAGGUGAGGGUGAUGACAUGAUGGCGGCCGUAGAGCCAUUGCUUUAUGAAGCCAAGGUUGACAUCAUGUUGGCUGGCCAUGUACAUGCUUAUGAACGUUCAAAUCGGGUGAACAAGGGGAAGGUGGAUUCUUGUGGAGCUAUACAUAUUACAAUUGGAGAUGGUGGAAACAGGGAAGGUUUGGCCCAAAGGUACAAAAACCCUAAACCUGAGUGGUCUAUGUUUCGGGAAGCAAGUUUUGGGCAUGGUGAACUGCAAGUUGUGAAUUCAAGCCAUGCAUUUUGGAGCUGGCAUCGCAAUGAUAACGAUGAGUCAGUGAGGUCAGAUCAGCUGUGGAUCCACUCCCUCACAAGCUCAGGAUGUGUCAGAGACAAUAGUUUUGAACGUAGGAAGAUCCUUUCAUCACCAUAGAUGGGAUAAGUAGUAUAUCCUGGUAUUGAUAUAGUAUGCGGUGUGUAUAAUUAAGUAUAGGAUAUUUGCUUUCUGCCAUAGGUUGCUCUCAUAGAUGAGAUUACUGAUGCAACUGCAUGUGCCAUGCUAUGUUUAUGCGUAUUGUGGUUCUAUCCUGAUGUAUCUUUUGUACUUAGGCAUGCCCCUCUUGUGCUUCUUUUCUGUGAAUGCAUGUGAAGAGAAUGCCUGGUGGGCUUACAUGGCUGUUUUGUACAUAAAUGUAUUUUCCGUGAAUGAUAAGGUAUAUGUUACUUUCAGAA